CUCGCGCCUUCUCCUGGUGGCGGGAAAAGUAGCUCGAGGUUGAAGGGAUGUGCGGAAUGGCUGCGAUAGCGUUAGCUGCGCUUCAUCUUUAGGUCCUCGUCGCCCCAGAAGGCAAAGAAAGUGUAGUUUCUGAACUGAAUGAUGGCUGCAUUACAGAGUCACAGAGAACAUGAAAAGGGAACAAAGAAAACCUUUGCCCCACCUACACAAAAAUCACAUAUUGAGAAACCUCGGCCCAACUCAUGGAAGGAGGACACCCCAGGGACCAGUUCUCUAGAGGCAGAGACCAAACCAAGCCUGCUCAAAGCCAACCUGAAGAAGAAGCAGAAGGCAACCACAGAGCAUGGUCCAAGCAGGGGCCAGGAGAAAAAGCAAAAGGCUCAUGACCAGCCAGCUGAGAAGAAAGGAAAGGAAAAAACUCUUACCAGUGCAGAAUUUGAGGAGAUUUUCCAGAUUGUACUACAGAAGUCCUUGCAGGAGUGCUUGGAGACUUCCUGUAUCCAACGCAUAAGACCUACCAAAUCAGACAAAGAACCGGGCAUUGCUCCUUCUGCCACUGAUAAGGAAAAUGCUGAUCCAGAGAAGGUAAUAACUCCUGACACUCCAGAUAUUGCAUCUUCUGUAGAAGAGGGAGUGAAUUCUGAGAUGGGCACAUCUAGUUUAUGCCAGCCAGGUACUGAACCUUCUAAGAAGAAAUGGGAUAGACGCUCUUUAAGCAAACAAAAGAAGAAAGCUGAAGAUGAGAAAAUGGAGAAAAUCCAAGAUGAAUGUGAGUGCAGUCUGAAAGAAAAACAGAAGAUAAUGAUUCGGGAUCAGAAAGAAGAGGAAGGUAGUUUUGGUCACUGUGUCAUCUGGGUCCAGUGUUCCUCUCCAAAGUGUGAGAAGUGGAGGCAGCUCCGUGGGGACAUUGAUCCCUCCGUUCUCCCAGAUGACUGGUCAUGUGACCAGAAUCCAGACCUGAAUUAUAACCGCUGUGAUAUUCCUGAGGAGAGCUGGACAGGGUGUGAGAGCGAUGUGGCCUAUGCCUCCUACGUUCCAGGAUCCAUUGUCUGGGCCAAGCAGUACGGUUACCCAUGGUGGCCAGGCAUGAUAGAAUGUGAUCCUGACCUGGGGGAGUACUUUCUGUUUGCUUCUCAUCUUGAUUCCCUGCCGUCUAAGUACCAUGUGACAUUUUUCGGAGAAGCAGUUUCUCGUGCGUGGAUCCCAGUCCGUAUGCUGAAGAAUUUCCAGGAGCUGUCUUUGGAGCUAGCUAGACUGAAAAAAUGCAAGAACAAGGACUCUACCCAGAAGCUGGAGGCAGCCAUAUCGAUGGCACACAGGGCAGAACAGAUCAAUAUCCAGGAGCGGGUUAACUUGUUUGGUUUCUGGAGUCGAUACAAUGGAGCGGACAUCGGGGAAGGAAAAGAUUUGAUGCUCUGUGAGUCCAACAGCCCUGAGUCUUGUCUGGAGAAAGAGGAGAAGAACUCCGAGGAGGAGAAGAAGGAGGAAGAAGGGAAGAAGGACCCAACUUUGCCUAGACCCAAGCCAGCUAAAAUACAGACAAAAAGACCCAAGUCAAGAGGCCCAGUAGGAGGACAAGAUGGGACUCCAAAGAAGAAGACUGUGAAGAAAUCUCUGGUCAGUGAAUCCACAGUCCCUCCUGGACCUACACUGAGAGGAAAGGAAGAACAGGGGAAUUCAGACCUGGACCACCCAGGCCCUAAGAAAAAAUUUAAAGCUCCUGAAAACAAGGCUUCAGUCAACAACUUAUCUGAGGAGAAAGAAAUUAAAACUGUGUCCAAGUGCCCUGCCCCACCAGCUCAGCAUGGGGUUUAUACAUUGGGAAAGGAAGGACUUGAGCCCCAGGUGCCCCUGACACAGGGUGCAACAAGUUUCCCUCCUGACGAUGAUGGUUCCAGUGACCUGGACUUGGAACAACUCAUGGAAGACAUUGGAGAGCCAGAAGAGAGAGGGGAGAUGCAGCAGAGGGGCAGCUCGGAGGAGUUCCUGGCAGCCCUCUUUGAGGAAUAGAGUAUUGUGGUCUCCCUGCUGUUGUCUGCUGCAGGGAGAGCAUCUCCGUUCUCCUGGUCAGCUGUUAAAUGUUGGUGUUGUUGACCUGCUCCACGGUUCAAAUCAGAGCUGUGCGGCCUGUGUUAAUAAAGCAGGUCUCUGAGAUUA
Molecule: messenger RNA, 2157 nt
Organism: Rattus rattus (black rat)
Lineage: Eukaryota; Metazoa; Chordata; Mammalia; Rodentia; Muridae
Gene: Zcwpw1
Product: zinc finger CW-type and PWWP domain containing 1
Exons: 17
Coding region: 139-2010 (623 amino acids)
Cellular component (GO): nucleus
Molecular function (GO): zinc ion binding
Source: RefSeq, a predicted model, not a curated record